GGUCCCAGCUGUGGGGCAGGAAGCGGCUUAAUUCUGGGUUUGAACAGAGCAGGGUUAUCUCCCCAAUGGGAGGUCAGUGUAGCAGCUUUGAGUGCCUAUCCAUCCAAUAGGUGUUCUCUGGCUUUGCCCCGCCUCCCCACCAUAGGCUGGGAACCUGACCGCCCCCUACUGGCCUCCCUGAGCAGAGCGGUGCAGACUGCAGUAGCCAGUCCUAGGGUCUGCCAGUUGGCCUGUCCCAAGCGGAGGCAGGGUCUCUAUUCGCCCCAUUCGUCCAAGACCUCAUUGGCACCCCCUCACCCAGCUGCAACCUCCUCCCGACUACAGCUCCUUGCCAUCCCUAAGUCUGACCACCCCCAGUAUGCCCAGGACCGUCCAGUCAUCUGGCCAGUGCCUGGGCCUGUGAGGAAGGCAGUAGCCAGUGAGAGGGUGCAGGUCCUUUCACGGCCCAACCAGCGGAAGGCGCUGUUCCAAGGCUACAACCCGUACACGGUUACCCUAGCUGCACGCUCUGCUAGCGCCUCACCACGCCUACAGGAGCUUUGUCUGCCCCUGCCGCGGAAAUGCAAGGGCAAAUAGACGAAUGCAUCUCAUCUCACACCUCUACAGUACCUCCAGCCGCCUCUUCUUCAGAUACUCAGUCUCCUGUACAGCAUGUCUAUGUCCCUGAUCACCACUGCUCCAUAAUAAAGACCCUCUAUGAUCUCAUUGAGGCAUGUAGCUGGGUCUUUUGUUCUGGUCCAAUGGGACCACUGGCUUUAGAAGGUGGAUUGUUUAGUGCUGCGACGUUCAACAGUGUGCUGUUCAUUCAACUGAACUGAAGUGACUUUUACUAUCACCAAAUGGGAGUUGUCACGCACCUAGAAUAUUACAACGCACAUUACAUACAUAAAGCGAAAACCACCUGAAUAAAAAAGUGUACCUUACUACAAUUACACAGUAAAAUAUAUGUGACAGAUGAAGGAAACCUGAAAAAGGAUGUAAUAUCUUUAAUGAAUAUUCCCUCUCAUGUUAACCCACUACUGCACAUACAGUUGAAGUCGGAAGUUUACAUACACUUAGGUUGGAGUCAUUAAAACCUGUUUUUCAACCACUCCACAAAUUUCUUGUUAGCCACAAGGGGCUACGGGUUCCCAACUAGGAACCCCUCCCCCCCCCUUCAGCCCACAACGGUGGCGCAGGGAAAGCAAAAAUAUUCUUAAAAAUAUUUAACCUCCACACAUUAACAAGUCCAAUAGCUUAAAUGAAAGAUAAACACCUUGUUCAUCUACCCAGCAUGUCAGAAUUUUAAAAUGUUUUACAGCGAAAACAUAGCACAUAUUUAUGUUAAACCACCACUAGGGAAACAUACAAUAUGUAGCCACAUGGCUAUGCAAAAUAGCACAAUCACAAACGCAGGAUUAAAAGAAAAAUAAUUCACUAACCUUUUGAAAAUCUUCAUCAGAUGACAGUAAUAGCACAUGUUACACAGUACAUUUGUUUUUUUCAAUAAUAUGCAAUUUAUAUCCAUAAAUCUCCAUUUACAUUGAGCCAUGUUCAAAAAAUGCAGCAGAAAUGACCGGAGAAAUUAUAAAUAUCUCCAGCAGCUAACGCCAGAUAACAGCAAUAAACAUCAUAAACUUUAACUAAAUAUACAUGUUCUACAUAUAUUUAGAAAAAUACGCUUCUUCUUAAUGCAAACGCUGUGUUACAUUUAUUUUUAACGUUACAGAAUUCAUUCACUAUUCAAUAAUCUGAGACGGCGCUCAGCCAUUAGCAUUAUUUCUCUACUAUGUUGGAUUCGACAAAAAUACAAUUUUAUAACAUAAAUAUUUCCUUACCUUUGAUGGUCUUCAACAAGAAUGCCGUGGAAGGAGUUAUACUUACCUAAUAUAACGUUUGGUUGCAGUUGGUGUGUCUUUGUAUUAGCAAAAGCUAACAUCUUCAGGUGAAUUACUCCAAAAAGGACUUCUGAUCACGAAAAUUGCGCAUCAAAACUUCAAAUUUACAUAUAUGUCGACUAAACUGGUCAAACUAAGUGCAGAAUCAAGCUUUAGGAUGUUUUUAACGUACAAAACAAUUGGCGAUUAAAUCAAACGUAACGAACUCUCUUCAACCAGAUUGGAAAAAAAAGUCUGUUUUUCCAGAGCGCGCUCCUGAAAACUCGUGACACCUCAGUAUUUUACCCACCAAGCAGUCAAAGCUCGUGCUAUUUUCUCCGUUGCACGUCUCAUUAUAAGACGGGAGCGUGCUGAAGAAAUAGAAACUGUUCCCAGAGCCAUAGCUGGUUGGCAAGGGUGGGGGCGAUGACGUCAAAGUUGGAGCAACUUUCUUUGGAGAGAGAGAGAGUUUGGGAGAAUGGCUGCCCUGUGAGUUCUGCUUUAUAUACAGACAUUCUCUUCCAUUAUUCUGACAUUUCACAUUCUUAAAAUAAAGUGAUGAUCCUAACUGACCAAAGAUUUUUACUAGGAUUACAUGUCAGGAAUUGUGAAAAACUGAGUUUAAAUGUAUUUGGCUAAGGUGUAUGUAAACUUCCGACUUCAACUGUUGUUUCCCUCCGGCAACAGAAAACCAUUUUGCCCCUUACAACCUCCCAUGUGAAUUGUUUUAAAUUCAACAAUCCAAUGAGGCAGUAUGAUGUAUCAAUUUGGGCAGGGAAUUUCUUUCAGGAAAUAAAACAAAAACACAUGUGAGCACAUGGUAAGAUACAUUAAAUUUACCCCUUUUUCUCCCAAUUUCAUGUUAUCCAAUUGGUAGUUACAGUCUUGUCUCAUCGCUAGAACUCCCAUACAGACUCAGGAGAGGCAAAGGUUGAGAGCCGUACGUUCUCCAAAACACAACCCAACUAGGCUGCACUGCUUCUUGACAGAAUGCCCACUUAACGCAGGAGCCAGUCACACCAAUGUGUCAGAGGAAACACUGUACAUCUGGCAACAAUGUACUGUGCCCGGCCCGCCACAGGAGUCGCUAGUGCACGAUUGGAGAAGGACAUCCCUGCCAGCCAAACCCUCACUGAACCCAGACGACACUGGGCCAAUUGUGCCCUGCCCCAUGGGUCUACCGGUCGCGGCCGGCCCCCGACAUAGCCUAGACUCAAACCCAGAAUCUCUAGUGGCACAGCUAGCACUGCGAUGCAGUGCCUUAGACCACUGCGCCACUCGGGAGGCCCAGAUACAUUUCAUUCUUUUGCAUGUUUAAAGCUGCAAUGUAAUUCUUUAGGUGACCCAACAAAAUGUACAUAGAAAUAUGAGUUCUAGAUCUGCCAUUUUCAUUGAAAGCAAGUCUAAAAAGUGGUAUAUCUGUUCUAUGUGCAAUAUUUCUAUGCUUUAUUUUUUUAAAUUGAAUUGUUCCAUCUUUUACUUUGCAGUUC
Molecule: messenger RNA, 3346 nt
Organism: Oncorhynchus masou masou (cherry salmon)
Lineage: Eukaryota; Metazoa; Chordata; Actinopteri; Salmoniformes; Salmonidae
Product: sperm microtubule associated protein 2-like
Biological process (GO): spermatogenesis
Source: RefSeq, a predicted model, not a curated record